Molecule: messenger RNA, 1875 nt
Organism: Myotis davidii
Lineage: Eukaryota; Metazoa; Chordata; Mammalia; Chiroptera; Vespertilionidae
Gene: USF1
Product: upstream transcription factor 1
Exons: 10
Coding region: 465-1397 (310 amino acids)
Biological process (GO): regulation of transcription by RNA polymerase II
Molecular function (GO): protein dimerization activity; DNA-binding transcription factor activity, RNA polymerase II-specific; RNA polymerase II cis-regulatory region sequence-specific DNA binding
Source: RefSeq, a predicted model, not a curated record
CUGGGCCUGUGCCCUGAACAGGAAUCAACCCGGUGACCUUUUGGUUCCAGGGUCAGCCGUGGAGUGAGCCCCACAGGCAGGCAGCUCUGUGGGGGUGAAGAUGGUGUUCUCUUGGCUCUUCCUGACCCCCAGGUCGUUGCAGAUCACAGUGCUGUGAUCCUCACCUGCCAGCUGCCUGUGAUUGUUCCCGCCCCCAGGAGUGAAGUGACGGGACAGGGAGGCUGCUAGUGGAGCUGCUUUUUCAGCAUCAGGAUAGAGGAAGCCGACUGCCCCUGCAGAAAUGGGGUUAUGUGUCCGGCUGUGUCUUCAUGGAGCCUAAGUUUUCAUAUGGGGGCUGUUCAGUUUCCUAGAGUCACUGCAAACUCCUGAUUUCUGCCAGGACUUAACACUCAGGCCAGUGAGGCAGGAGGUACGAAGACUUCCAGAGAAGGGCCCGUUCCUUGGAUGUGCCGCCUCACAGAGAGAUGAAGGGGCAGCAGAAAACAGCUGAGACGGAAGAGGGGACAGUGCAGAUCCAGGAAGGUGCAGUGGCAACUGGGGAGGACCCAACCAGUGUGGCUAUUGCCAGCAUCCAGUCAUCUGCCACCUUCCCUGACCCCAACGUCAAGUACGUCUUCCGAACUGAGAAUGGGGGCCAGGUGAUGUACAGGGUGAUCCAGGUGUCUGAAGGGCAGCUGGAUGGCCAGACCGAGGGGACUGGUGCCAUCAGUGGCUACCCUGCCACUCAGUCCAUGACCCAGGCGGUGAUCCAGGGUGCGUUCACCAGUGACGAUGCAGUUGACACAGAGGGGACGGCCGCUGAGACACACUACGCUUACUUCCCUGGCACUGCUGUGGGCGACGGGGCGGCAGGGACCACGGCAGGGAGUGCAGCGGCUGUUGUCACCACCCAGGGCUCGGAGGCACUGCUGGGACAGGCCACCCCUCCUGGCACCGGUCAGUUCUUCGUGAUGAUGUCACCACAGGAAGUGCUGCCGGGAGGAAGCCAGCGAUCCAUUGCCCCCAGGACCCAUCCUUACUCCCCGAAGUCAGAAGCUCCUCGGACGACGCGGGAUGAAAAACGCAGGGCCCAGCAUAAUGAAGUGGAGCGGCGCCGCCGGGACAAGAUCAACAACUGGAUCGUGCAGCUGUCCAAGAUCAUUCCAGACUGCUCCAUGGAGAGCACGAAGUCAGGCCAGAGUAAAGGGGGGAUUCUCUCCAAAGCCUGCGAUUACAUCCAGGAGCUGCGGCAGAGCAAUCACCGGUUGUCUGAGGAGCUGCAAGGGCUGGACCAGCUGCAGCUGGACAACGAAGUGCUUCGCCAGCAGGUGGAAGACCUCAAGAACAAGAACCUGCUGCUCCGUGCCCAGCUGCGGCACCAUGGGGUGGAGGUGGUCAUCAAGAAUGACAGCAGCUGACUUGGGUCCCUGUGGCGGAGCGGCAAGAAGCCUGGAGCAGCAGGGUCCCCGGGCCGUUCCUUCCCUGCCCAUUUCUGGCACGAGACUGGGCGGUUCAGAGGGUGUGUCAGGCAGCAGCCUGCAGGGUGUGAGACACGGUCGAGCCCUGGCAGACAGCCUGGUGCACACUCGGUGUCCAUGCGGAUGCUGGACACACCCAGUGGGCCUGCCUGGUGCCUGCUGAUGUGACGCCUGGCUGCCCGGGACCCGGGGCUUUCAGUCCCCCCUUCCCCGGAGCUCGGGGUGCACCUGAGGACGCCAGGGGACAGGCUUCAGCAAGACGCGGGGGAGGAGCAGUGGCCGCUGCCGCAGAAGGUUGGGCAGCAGCUGAGACUGACGCAGACGUCCAGGGAGAACCAUAGGCAGGGCCUACGUGGGCUUUGCCCCUUGUGGGGACGGUUCCCCCUUUUUUUUUAAACAUAAAAUGUUCAGAGCCGCA